Messenger RNA from Striga asiatica, 324 nucleotides. The record is from the annotation of a GenBank genome assembly. NCBI's taxonomy places the organism in Eukaryota, Viridiplantae, Streptophyta, Magnoliopsida, Lamiales, Orobanchaceae.
AUGCCUGGUGAUGAAUUUCUCAUUGGCGAAUAUAAAUCUUAUAUGGACCCUGAUAAGUAUGCAGUUGAAAUGGGGUCACUUUGUGACGGGUGUGUGAACCAAUCCCUCGUGUACCACAACCAGUCAAGAGUCGUUUCAGAUGGCAAUAAAAGUAUCCUUGAUCGGAGGAGUUUACGUGCGGAUCUGGGAACAAAACUAGCAACAAGAGUAUGGUCAUCACUUAAGGUCGUUCCAAAGAUGUACGUGAGCCCAGCCCCUAUGACCGAAUGGAUUGUUAGCGACUUUGAUGUUUUAGUUCAUAAAGAUGACGAAGACGGGUGGCUG